UCUGGCUGCAGCAGUUCUGGUAAUCUGAUCCAAGAUCAGACAUUGUGGUCAAAAUCUAACUGCAGCUGAAUGCGGCAGCUGCUGCUUUUUGACAGUUGGUGCUGAAAGGAGAGCUGGAGACAGGGGGUAGCAAUGAAUGUCUGGUGAGCAAGUGGUAGUCAGGAAGUUGCUUUUGGAAACUGAGCUGGAAUCUCACAAACCUGCUGUGCUGUAGCCCUAUUCAUUUAUUCCAUUUGUUUACAGACUGACCUACUGACUGCAUGCCUUUUGGAUUAUCUUUGCAAAUAAAUACACACAACCUGGAGUUAUCUGGAGCAUUCUGUAAGAGGCUGCUUUGCUUAUUGUCUGUUAUUCUUCAAGUCCUGGCAAGAUACUUGAUCAGAAAUCAGAAUUUCACUGCAGUAGUGUAAACAUCCGGAACUCUUGUCACAAAGAAUGAAUGUAUUUGAGCUGUAGUUUAAAACAGCAGCAAGACUGUGGAUAUAAAUGAUAGAAGAUACAAUGACUUUGCUGUCUCUUUUGGGCCGGAUCAUGCGUUAUUUCUUGUUAAGACCUGAAACCUUAUUCUUACUGUGUAUUAGCCUGGCUCUUUGGAGUUAUUUCUUUCAUACAGAUGAAGUGAAAACCAUUGUGAAAUCCAGCCGAGAUGCUGUCAAAAUGGUAAAGGGGAAAGUGGCUGAGAUUAUGCAAAAUGACAAGCUUGGAGGGCUAGAUGUCUUGGAGGCUGAAUUCUCAAAAACUUGGGAGUACAAGAGCAAUAACGUGGCUGUGUAUUCCAUACAGGGAAGAAGAGAUCAUAUGGAAGACCGAUUUGAAGUCAUCACUGACCUAGUCAACAAAAGCCAUCCAUCCAUCUUUGGGAUAUUUGAUGGUCAUGGCGGAGCGUCUGCUGCAGAAUAUGUCAAGACUCGUUUGGCUGAAGUCCUCAAGCAUCAUCUUCAAGAGUAUGAAAAGGAAAAAGAGAAUAGUAUCCUGUCUCAUCAAAGUAUCCUGGAACAACAGAUUCUAGCAAUUGAUAAGGAAAUGCUGGAAAAAUUUUCCUCAGCUUAUGAUGAAGCAGGUACAACAUGUCUCAUAGCACUGCUGUCAGAUAAAGAGAUGACUGUUGCAAAUGUUGGUGACUCCCGUGGUGUCCUGUGUGACAAAGAUGGAAAUGCUAUUCCCUUGUCUCAUGACCAUAAACCUUAUCAGCUUAAGGAGAGAAAAAGGAUAAAGAGGGCAGGGGGCUUCAUCAGUUUCAAUGGAUCCUGGAGAGUGCAAGGAAUUUUGGCUAUGUCACGAUCUUUGGGAGAUUAUCCACUGAAGAAUCUGAAUGUCAUCAUUCCUGACCCAGACAUUUUGACCUUUGACCUCGAUAAGCUACAGCCUGAUUUCAUGAUCCUGGCAACAGAUGGCCUCUGGGAUGCCUUCAGCAAUGAAGAAGCUGUACGAUUCAUCAAAGAACGAUUAGAUGAGCCACAUUUUGGAGCAAAGAGUAUUGUUUUGCAGUCGUUUUACAGGGGCUGCCCAGAUAAUAUAACAGUCAUGAUUGUAAAGUUCAAAAAUAGCAGCAGAACAGAACAAUGAACUGAACCCAUCCAAGAAUUUAAAGAAACAGACUGUGUUUUUAAGAAAUACUUUUCCACUUUCACAAGGCAACGAGUUAAUGUAAAAUAUUUGCCUUUUCCUCUGUAUUUUAAAAGACACAAAUAAUGAUUCAUAUCCUUCAUUCUUGUAUUUGUACAUUUGAUAGUCAUAGCAUAUAAACAAUAGUUAACAUUUCACCAUUUAGUUUGACACAACCAAAUGGAUUUUAAAUUUCAAGGAAAAUGUUCCUAAAAUUCUACAGUUAUUUUUCACAAAAGAAAGGCCUAUAUGUUUCACUUUUCCAAAACUGCAUGAAAGUACUGAAGAACACUUUUUCUAGAUUGUCGUGUCAUAGGCUUCGUUUUGAAAAAAAAAACUUCUAGUUUGAAAGCAUUACAGAGGCAUUUCCAACACUGCAGCAUACUCACAGGAAAACAACCUGUUUGGACUUUGCAUUCAUGUAUUCCAGAUUUGUAAACUGCAGAGACUGUAUUAAACAUACAGACAUUUUUAUUUGGCUUUGUAGGAAAUUAGAAUGGAUUACUUUAGAAAAGACAAUAGAUUACCUGAAAAAAGACAGUGAUGCACAGCACCAAAAUCUAAUUCCAUUUUGGUGUGGAAGUGUGCCAUAAGCAACUAGAGUCAAAGCUGACCCUUGUUGUCAUUGUUUUAUUUGCUCCUGUACUUAGGCAAGCAAUUUUCAAUAGCUAAAACCCUGACUCAUCCUUUAACAUACAAUAAUAUGAAUGGUGCUAAGCAAUCUGUAUAUUCUGUAAGUUUCUUAGAACUGGUAUCAGUAUACCUUGUCUCUAGUAAAUAAACAAAUACAGGAGACAGCUAGCAAAUUUCAUCUGAAGACUAUAUAACUGAGACUUGUAUACUACAAAGGUCAUGCAAUCAAAACAGGAGCCAGAUUUUUUUAUCAGAAUUCCAAAUAUUUAAUUUCCCAUUCUGCAUGCAUAAUAUUGUGUUGGCCCUUCCUUUCUUCCUUAAACAGAGAGCAAAAUGGGCCAUGAAGCAGUAUUUAUGUUAAAUAAAAUUGGCAGAUAUCAUCCAUUGCACAGCAGUAGGGUUUCAAUGGUAGAAGUAGACGAUGAAAUUAAAUUUAACAUUUUGCUAAAAGAACUGUUGUGGGGUGAGAAGAUUCCAGUUAUUUUAAACAAUCCUGCUUUAACCCUGUAUCCACUUAAAAUAGUAUCUGCACAUUUUCCAUUUAAAACAGGGUGAACAGCUGAUAGAUCAAGUAUAUGAUAACACUUUUGUUUAAUGAUAAUUAUCCACUGAUUAAUAAGUAUGAUGUUAAUAAAGGUUUGAUUAAAAGGGAA
Molecule: messenger RNA, 2891 nt
Organism: Protopterus annectens (West African lungfish)
Lineage: Eukaryota; Metazoa; Chordata; Ceratodontiformes; Protopteridae
Gene: PPM1L
Product: protein phosphatase, Mg2+/Mn2+ dependent 1L
Exons: 4
Coding region: 487-1566 (359 amino acids)
Biological process (GO): protein dephosphorylation
Molecular function (GO): protein serine/threonine phosphatase activity; cation binding
Source: RefSeq, a predicted model, not a curated record